This is a messenger RNA of Vitrella brassicaformis, 1714 nucleotides long. The record is from the annotation of a GenBank genome assembly. NCBI's taxonomy places the organism in Eukaryota, Vitrellaceae.
GGCUGCAGUGGAGCGGCAGGAGCUGAUGGCGCGUCACAAUAAGCGCUCCCAGAAGAAGAACGAUGGCGGCGAGAAGGAUGUGGAUGAAACCAACCGGCUGAUGGAGGAGAGGGUAUUCCCAUUGAUGCUGGACCAGGAGAGGCUCAAGUGUAGACAACAGCCAUGCGGUGAGUGCACGAAAGCGAACAGGAAGGAAGAUGCGAGUCGGGAACAGACUCAUCCAUCACGUGUGAUUUGUUCUGUCAACUGAUCGGGGUCGGUUAGGGGUGUGUUUGCUGGAUUUCGAGGAGGGCGAUGUCGUCCGCGGCAGCACCACAUCGCGGCGAGACUUCCGUCUGGGCCUCAUCGACACUUGCCCGCAUGCCUUCCACUACAAGUGCAUCGAGACCUGGGCCAGCCAGGAGAACAGCUGCCCUCAGUGCAAGAAGCGGUUCAUCGCUAUGGCCUGCUACACCAACACCGGACGCCGACAGAGCUGGGUGAGGAGCUACGGGAGAGGCGACGCAACAACCACACAUGCAAUGCCACCAACCAACCUUGACAGAAUGACUGUGCUCUUUUUAACGCAGCGUUUUGUGGAUGAGGCUCACUUGGUGGACACCCUAUCGGACUCUGACGACGAGUCCGAUGCAGGCGAUUCGGACUUCCUCGAUUCAGAAUCGGAACUGUUCCGCGAGCCGGGACAUUCACCUUCUGACCUCUCCGAGGCACGCGACCAGGACGAGGCAGAUGAGCCUCCACCGCUUCGACGAAAUCGACGCGCGAGGGCAGAGCCGUCGGCACCUGCUCCUGCUCCUGCUGCUGCUGCUGCGGCUGGGCCACCCGCGCAGCGCGGUCGGCCGGCUCGCAGAGGUCGAGGGCGGUCGGCCGAUGGGCCGGGGAGGGGGCGUCGGAGGGCGAGGGAAGAUAGCCAUGAGGAGGGCCAGGGUGAUGGUGAGGCUGCCGAUAAGGAGAGGGAGGAGCGGCGCAAGAAGAGGAAGGCCGAGGAGGUCAAGAGGGAACCUGUGGAUGAGAGGAUGGCUGCGAAGGUGCGUAGCGAACAACCAAUGAACAGACGAAGCUUCCCUCUUCCCCUGGUCCCAUUUCGCUCAUUGUGUCCGUUCAGAUUCGUGCUCGCAUCGAGCGUCAGCUUGCCCGCAUGCCCUUCUACAGCGUGUCCGGGCCGAUGGUGUCACGCCCAGCUGCAGCAGCUGCAUCUGGUGGUGGACAGGCAGCGGCAGCUGGUGCGUCUGCCGCCGCCGCCGCUGCUGGCGCAUCGGACACUGACCCCUCCCAUCCCCAAUACAAGAUGGACAUGGACGCCGACGACGACGAGACCGACGACAAGCCGGCCCGUCGGCCCCCAGCUGUAUCGUCCAAUCACGGGCCCCUGCCCUUCAUGCAGACAGCCGAGGGAGCCGGCGAUGCCCCUCGCCCCGCCCUUACUGCGGAAGGUGGCGACGAAAAGGCACCCAAUCGCGUGCUCAAGCUGGCUGUUGAUGACGGCAAGGCGGCGACGGGGGGUCGAGGCGGCGGGGCGAGGCGAGGUGCGGUGAGGGUGCGUGUGGGGCAAUUCGCAAGGGGCCGGGCGUUCGGGGGCUUUAGCGGUUUCGACCUUAAGCCGGACUACUCGAGCGACUUCCUGCUUGGGGGCAAGAAGGAUCAAGAUGAGAAAGGAGAAGAGGAGGAAGAGUGAUUAAUGUGUCCCAGGACUGCGCCUUGCAUAAUGAUGGUG